This is a messenger RNA of Olea europaea var. sylvestris, 1866 nucleotides long. RefSeq lists its product as uncharacterized. Bases 1031 to 1357 code for a protein of 108 amino acids. The record is from RefSeq and is a predicted model, not a curated record. The transcript is spliced from 2 exons. NCBI's taxonomy places the organism in Eukaryota, Viridiplantae, Streptophyta, Magnoliopsida, Lamiales, Oleaceae.
UCCACCGACUUGUCGUUGCCACCACCACCAACUGCCACCUUAGCUGCCACCACCUCAAUGCUACAUCAAAAUGUCCCAAAAUUUUCUUUGCAAAUUCACGUGAAUUUCACAAAGAAAUUCUAUGUUUGUGUCUCGGUACAAUCUUCAAAUUUUAUUUUCCAAACAAAAUCAAAACCACAAAACCCACUGACCAUCACUCUCCCACCCACACGACGCUGAACAAGAUUGACAAUCUUCCUUAGUCAUUCUCCCUACUGUUCUCCAUUAAAAUAGAGAAAAUAAAUUUUGGGUAGUUUAUUUACCAUCCCCAAUUUACCCUUAUUAGAGUUGUUCCCAAGUUGUAUUCUACUCUUUUAACUGAUUAGCCCACUAGCAGACUAAUUUGUCUGGGAUCCAGCUAUCGACUUCUCUUUUUAUUUUCCUCUUUGCUUAAUAUUUUAAACACUUCACUCAAUCCUUCCACUUCUCUGUCCAACUUCUUUAAAUGUUCUUCCAUCACUUUAGCCCUCAUAUCCAUGCCCAGUGAUCUUAUUUCUUGAUGCCGGUUAUGAUUUGAGAUUAUGGUUGUCCAACUGGAUGAAAAUUCAAGUUAUUUCACCGGAAAGCUACAUUAUGGCAGUGUAUUACUCACAAAUAUGUGAAAUUUUGUCUACAAAAAUGAAAAGAUAGCCUGACUAGUCUACAUGUAAACUAAUUAGUUUAAUAGAUUUCUAUUGGACAAUGCUAUGAAGAUGUUAGGCUCUUUUGAGAAAAUGAGAUUUUUGUAUAAAAUUGAAAAUAAGAGAUUGAGUGGGACAACGUUGUGGUUGGUGAAAGAUGCUGACUUUAUGAUUAUAGUUAGAUUGCUUGGUUAGAACAGGCUUGCUGAGAUGUGGUGUGUUUCGUAGUUGAAGUGUUUGAAUUGCCAUGGGACGACAAAGUAGGGUAUGAUAUUUUAGUGGUUGAUGUUGACAUUGGUGGGGGUAUUGGAGGAGGUGGAAGAAACGAAGUAGAUGUUGAUAAAGAGUUUGAGAAUAAUGUACGCUACGCAAUGGAGGUUUAUGAUGAUUUUCUAGAGGGUGACGACUUGUAUAUUGUGGAUGAGGUUGAAAGUAAUGGUGCAACUGAAGAAAUAGAAGUGGAUACAGCGAAUUCUAUUGAUGUUCCUGCGGGCAAUGAUAAUAUGGGAAACCCUAGAGGGAGUGAAGCUCAUGUAAAAGCAGACACAAAUGAGGAUCAAAUGGUUGAUCAACCUAUGGUGGACUUCCAUGACUAUAAUGAGGCACUUGCUACAGAGCACAAUAAAGAGACACCUACUGCUAAUCACAAUGAAGAAGCACCUGAUGCAGAUCAUAAUGAGUCAUCUGUUUCAUAUUAAAAAAAGUCAUAUGCUGUAGUAUAACUGACGCCACCUGCUGCAUAUCAAAAUUACAUCUCUGUUGAUGCAUCUCCUGUUGAUGAAGUCCCUGCGGCUUCAUCCCAUGUUAAGACAUCACCUGCAGAUGCGCCCCCUAUCUAUGCACUACCUAAUGAUGCACCUCUUGUUGAUGAAAAUGUGAACCAUACUGACACUAGAGAAGGAAAUGGUGAAUUUGAAUUUGAGAAAAGCCUAAUGGAGGAGUUCAGUGAUCUUGAUUAUAAGCAGGAUGAAGAUGUGCCUGUAGAUGAUCAUGAUGAAGAUACUUUCUUCAAGUUGUCUGAGGGUUCUAAUAUUGAUUAUGGAAAUUUGAGGGCGAAACAUGAAGGUGCAUUAGGGCAUCUAGAUAGUAAUAGAAAAAGACUAUGAUGAGUCAAAUGAUUUUAAAAGCAUUUCAAGUGAUAUUGAAGAAGUUAGUGGCUCUUCAAGAGCCAGGAAUGAGUUUGGUUUAAUUCUGCUACAGACAUACA